Tachysurus vachellii is the source of this 3555-nucleotide messenger RNA. RefSeq names its product ring finger protein 121 (gene rnf121). The coding region runs from base 74 to 1072 and encodes 332 amino acids. The transcript is spliced from 13 exons. Gene Ontology annotation, molecular function: metal ion binding; ubiquitin protein ligase activity. Gene Ontology annotation, cellular component: Golgi membrane; endoplasmic reticulum membrane. NCBI's taxonomy places the organism in Eukaryota, Metazoa, Chordata, Actinopteri, Siluriformes, Bagridae. The record is from RefSeq and is a predicted model, not a curated record.
UACGUUGAUUGGCUCGUAGCUCGAGUCACCCGGACGUUGCCGGUAGCGUCGGGUUGUGUCAGCGCUCCCUAAGAUGGCGGGGGUGUUUGAGGUGGAGGUUGGAGGCGUAGAACACGGACACGACCACGGGCACGGACACGAAGCCCCUCAGGUCGACCUCUCGCAUCUUUCACCAGAGGAGAAGUGGAGGCUGGAACAUGCGAGGAUGCACGCCAAACACAAAGGGCACGAAGCCAUGCACGCUGAGAUGGUGCUCAUCCUCAUCGUCACGCUCGUCGUCGCUCAGCUCGUCCUGGUGCAGUGGAAACAGCGUCAAGCCAGAUCUUACAACUUGGUGACCCUGUUUCAGAUGUGGGUGGUGCCUCUUUACUUCACCACAAAGCUGCACUGGUGGCGAUUCUUGGUGACGUGGUUCAUCUUCUCCAUCGUCACCGCUUUCAUCACGUUCCGUGCCACACGCAAACCCUUGGAAUGCACAACACCGAGAUUGGUUUACAAAUGGUUUUUCCUCUUGUACAAGAUCAGCUACACGACAGGCAUCGUGGGCUACAGCGUAGUCAUGUUCACGCUCUUCGGCAUCAAUUUGAUAUUUAGAAUAAAGCCAGAAGAUUCGAUGGAUUUUGGGGUUUCGAUGCUCUUUUACGGCCUGUAUUACGGUGUCCUGGGCAGGGAUUUUGCUGAGAUGUGUGCAGACUUCAUGGCUUCCACAAUAGGGUAUUACAGCGCAUCAGGAAUGCCCACGAAACACCUUUCGGACAGCAUCUGCGCCGUGUGCGGUCAGCCCAUCCUGGUGAGCGUGGACGAAGAAGGGAUCAUGGAGAACACCUACAGACUUUCCUGCAACCAUGUAUUUCAUGAGUUCUGCAUACGAGGCUGGUGCAUUGUGGGUAAGAAACAGACAUGCCCAUACUGCAAAGAAAAGGUGGACCUGAAGAGAAUGUUCAGUAAUCCAUGGGAGAGGCCUCACGUCAUGUACGGACAAUUACUGGACUGGCUUCGCUAUCUCGUAGCCUGGCAGCCGGUCAUAAUCGGACUAGUGCAAGGCAUCAAUUACAUCCUGGGUCUUGAGUGACGGCCAUGCCCGUCCCCGAGAGUGAGAGAGAGAGAGAGAGAGAGAGAGAGAGAGAGAUACUACACGCAGUCUGUUAUGGGGUUAAUCGGACACUGGGACUGGAACUUUAUUCACCAAAAGUGUGUAAUGUACUGUAUAUUGGCACACACACUGUGCAUCUGUGUAUUUAAAGGAGAAAAAAAUAAUCUAAUAGAAGUCUGGCUUUGUUUUUGAAAUGUGUACUUUUGUUUUAUAUUUUUUUUUUUUUUUUUUUUUAGAAACUAUUAAUCCGUCUUAAUGUUUUUAACCGUAAAUGACAACCUCAAAAAAAAAUUUUUUUUUUAACUCUGCCAGUUAGAAUGAAAUUGUGUCCCAUCCGGUGAAAAACCCUUCUGUUAUUUCUUUACUCAACUUUUAUGUUUUGUUUUGGGAAAUGUGGUGAUCCCACUGACCAGAAUCAUCAGCAGAUGAGGAGGAGUUCCUGGAUGCUGAGGGAUUCCUGCUGAGGGAUUUUUUACACACACUUUCCUCCUUCCGGCGGUCGGCUGGGGAGGGGGGGGGUUUUAAAAGCACGGUACAUGACUGGCAAAGCUUUUUCUUCGUUUGUGUCAUUUACAAUGAAUUUCAUGUCACACGAUUUGGGUGAUGAAGUUUGUAAGAUGUUGAAGGUGUUGGCUGUUAAAAAGAAAAAUAAGAAAGACUUUAGUAAACUUUUGGGAAUGUUUAUAAGAUCUGUUUAAAGCCUCUAUGGCUGACGAAAAUAAAGCGACUAAAGAAAAUGUUUAUUAAAGCUUUGAGUUACAAGCGGAUUAAUCUGAUCGGAGGAGGAUUUGAUGAGGAGGAGGAGGAGGAUGAUUAACUGGAAUAUAACUCCUGUGUCGUUUACAUUACAUCAUUACUACAGUUUGACACAAUCCUCGAUUUCACACAGCUGUGUGUGUGUGUGUGUGUGUGUGUGUAUAAACUCCAGAUACAAUUACCAUGACUGUACCUUCUCAGGUAAAUUGAAUCACGUCAAUAAGGAUUGAAAUGACUCAUUAUUUAACUGUAAAGCUUUAUUUUGCUUGUUUAUUGAUUCAUUAUUAUUGUUGUUGUUGUUGUUAUUAUUAUUAAACUUUACUGCACACGUCACCUGUCCGGUCCCAAAGGGCUAGAGCUAUAAACGUGAUAAUAAAUCUAACAUUAAUAAAUAUAACAAUAAGCAUUACAGAGCCCUGAGACACACUGCUUUGUAUAAUAUAAAUACUUUAAUUUAAUGUAAAAAUAUAAACAUUUAAAAAUACAUUUAAAAUUAUUAUUCAUAAAAUAGCAAAAUAAACAUUUGCACUAAAAAGUAGAAGAAAAUCUGCAUAAUAUACACGUUAGUAUUUAAGUAUUUAAACAAUAAUAUAGUUUAUUAUAACUAUAAUAGAUACGAUAAAGAUAUGAUACCGUCGACAUUAUAUCAUAAGUCAUAAUACUUAUUUCUUAUUGUGGGUUCCCCCACUUAUUGAGUUCCCUGAACAAAGUUACGUCAGGGAAUAAAAACAGAAGUCAUGAUGUAAGAGAACCUUUAAAAGCUUCGGCAUCUCUGUGCCGACUCUCUGAAUCCUGAACCAUGACCUGGACUCACACCAUCACAGUAUCUACCUGUGUGUAUCUCACUGCUGUCAUGCUGCUCCACUGCUCUCCAUCAGCUGCUCAUCCAAUCAAAGCGCCGACGAUCGUCAACCUGUCGCACAAACGGCUCGCUCAUGGCCACAGAAUCAGCUGUAAAGUGAAUCCUGGAGGACUGAGACAUGAGACCAUGGUGUACUGGCUGGUUAAUGGGGAGUUUAUAGAGAAAGUCUAUCAAAACAUCAGUGUGACCAAAACAGAGAGAAAGUCAGAUGACGGGACAGAGUUCAUCCAAACCAAGGUGGUGUUUAGAGACUUUUCUCAGGACGACUUUAACACACAAUUCACCUGCGUGGCCCUGAGUCCAGCUGGGUUUGCCAAAGAAAACCUUCGCAUUAGGAAAUGUAGCAGACAAUGUCUGACCUAAGCGUGUUUUUAACUUGUAGCGUUUGUUUUAAAUCCAUUUCUACACAUCCAUUUUAUCUCUGUGACACAAAACCAGUUACAGCUAGAAUGUAUAGAGUGUGACAGCGUGUAUCUUUUAGAAAGAUUAGUCUUUUUAUGAUGCUAUCGUAGCUCUAAAACUAUAACUAAUGCACCAGAAGAUGAUGUCCGACGGAGAUCUUUAAACCUGUAUUGACUCUAUUCGUUAUACCAUAUGAUCUAUCCUUACAUUAUAUUGUGCAUUAUUUAAAGGAGAUCAUUUCUGAAACUGAAUGUUAGUUGUAUGUUUUUCAUCAAGCUUUUGUGCUGGAACACAUUAAAUGAAAAUAUAGUGAAUGAAAUUGUUUUAUAUGAGUUUAGCCUUAACAUUAUACUCGUUACGAGUGAGAUGUCCUAUAAUGAAAUAAAAGGAAAUUACACUGAUGUGACCUGGGCAACAAUAAAUACAAAUAUUUUCCUAUAAA